GCGCGAGGGGUGGUAACACAUGCAGCGUCCGCGUUCACUUCAGUAUGGCCGCCCGCGCAGGUCUAAUCUCGAUAUAUUAUUCAUGUUUGAGAAGUGUGAUUGGUCAGUCCGUCCAAGUGGACGGGGUUUAAUGUGAAUAUGAAACAAGCUGUUUGUUUGCAACAUGGAGAAUGUGGUGAAAGGCAGCGGCCUUGUUUAUAGGGUGCGGUAGUGUCUGUUAGUGUUUUCGCAGAAAUUAGUCCCAAAACAAGGAAGACGUUCGUACAAAAUGUCCUCGGUAUCGGUAUGUUUGGACGAAGGGAACAGUCCUCCGGCUGGGUUUCCAGUGGCGUUAAAGAAAGUGCUGGAAAUUCCUCCGCCGAAUUUGUUGGACUGUGCAGAUGAAGAUGAGAAAGAGAAGCUUUCUGGAGAUGAAGCGAACUCUGUAGGGGGAGUCAGUGGAUUGGGGCCAUCAGCUGCCUUGACCCCUGCUAUCUGGGACAAGACAAUUCCAUAUGAUGGCAAAACCUUUCAUCUUGAGUACAUGGAUCUGGAGGAAUUUCUCAUGGAGAAUGGUAUCCCUGCUUCUGAACAAGUCCAGCAGAAGAACCUUGCAAAAGAGAGCUCCAAGCAUCUUCUAGAGAAAACUGUCACUAUCAUUCCAAAGACAGAACCUAGUUCAGCAGAUCCCAUCUCUCUUCUACCAACCAUGGAGCUGGAACAGUGUGAAGAAGAAGUAGUAACAACUGUUAUAUCAACCUCUGACUCAGCGCAGACCAAAACAGACCUAACCAGAACGGAGGAAUGUCUGACGCCAGACCCCAUUGACCCAGAGGACAUUGAGAUAGCAGUGGAUUUUGAGCCCGAUCCUGCAGACCUUGUGCUUUCAAGCCUACCCGGAGGAGAACUCUUCGACCCUCGCAAGCAUCGCUUCAAUGAAGAGGAUCUCAAACCACAACCAAUGAUCAAGAAAGCCAAGAAAAUAUUUGUGCCUGAAGAUCAUAAGGAUGAAAAAUAUUGGCAAAGGAGGAAGAAGAAUAACAUCGCAGCAAAACGUUCCCGGGAAGCUAGGCGGCUGAAGGAGAAUCAGAUCACAGUCCGUGCAGCCUUCUUGGAGCAUGAGAACAUGGCCCUGAGGCAGGAGGUAGCUGAGCUUCGCAAGGACUUGGGACGCUGCAAGAAAAUCGUGGCUUGCUAUGAAGUGAAAUACGGAUCACUGUAAGAGACUGAUCCCAGGAAACAACAGCUGGACGAUUUGCAUUUUCAAAAGAAGUCAGUAAAUCCACUCUCUCAUGACUAAACUGAAAUGUUUACUACGGUCACAUUUUUGCCUUUUUAUGAUGCUAUGUUCAAUGAAAGCAAACUUAUCUGCCUAACUGUAAGUUAUAUCAAUCCAAUCCAAUUGUCAUUGUUUAUAAUUAAAAUUUAUUUUUAAAAUUAUAUUGUAACUUUUAUUAACAGUUUAUAUAAAUCGUCCCUACAAUGGGUGUUCAUAAACAUUGCUUAAAUAUUUUAUAAAGCAAUACCGGAGUAUGUAUUUAAGGCUUAUGUCAAAGUCUGUGAGAUGACGACAAAGAUUUUAGGAAGUGUAUUGGUUAGUCUUUACAUGAAACCGAGAAGAGGCCAAGAAUAUUAAUAUGGUGUACAUAUUGUUAUAUCUGUAUUUUUCAAACAUUUUUAAAAAGGUUUCAUAAAGUACCCCCUUGUCAUCUUGCCCUUGAAGAAAUGUAUUUAGUGUAUUGAAUACUUUUCAGCUGAAGUAUUAAUAUGCAUUUGCAUUCAACGCUACAAUGAACUCAAAACAAUUUCUUGUUUAUGAAGCCAAUAUGCCAGCCAUAUGAAUAAUUUUAAUACCCUCAAAAUAAAGUAGUAAUCAAAUUUGUAUUUAUAAGUUCGAAACACUGUAUGUUCUCAAAUUGAUACAUUUUAAAUAAAAAAAAAGCAAUGAUCUCAGUCAGCCCUUAAUCAUAAUUAAGGGUUCAUUCUUCUCCCAUUGAUAUUAAGACAAAGUCCCAUAAAACCUCACUUUUGACACAAGCCUUUCAUGAAUACUCCAGCAUGCUUGUGUUAUGAAUUUUAUAAUGGCCCUGUGCCAGUACACUUCGUGUUAAAGAGGGGUUUUUUUUUUUUUUAAAAAAAGGUGGGUUACUUUAUUAUGCUUUAAAUCCCCUUCGACAUUCUUCCUGGAAGCAUGAAGAGAAUUAUGCUUGAAAUUCAGAUUGAAUUGGUCAUGUGAGCAAUUGGGAUAGGGUGAUGGAAAAACAAAGAAAGUUAGCCACGUGACCACUAAACUACAUUGAAAAUAACAAAUUGGCUGAUGUGUAUUUAAUUGAGCAAUUUUAUUGUUACAAUUUAAUAAAGAUAAAUAAUUAAUUCUAUUUAUUGGUUUGUUUUUAAUUUUGUACAUUUUCAGCUGUGGUGAAAGUUAAAGGGGCUGUUUAGAUCUUUCUGCUCAAAAGCAUAACCAUUACUCAUGUUUGAUGGCAGCGCUUCUUUUUCAGGGUAGUAAAAUGACCAUACUGUCUGAAGCACUAUUCGGACAGGACUAGUUUUCCAGGGGGUGUAGAAGUUAGCGUUUCACAGAUGUACUUCGUGAUUUUAAUCCCGUCUAAAUCUGCCAAGUCUGUUUUUUUUCAUACACAACCUAUUUAAAAAAAAAAACUAUUAUUUAAUAAUAAUAAAUAAAACAAAUUCCAGAGUAAAUUACCCACUGGUCUUCAGUUAACUCUGUGAUCCUCCCACUUGAAUGCGAAUGUCUGUGACUGCGGAUAAUAUCUUUUCACAGUGCUUUUCCUUGUGUGUUUUGGCCAACGUGAACUACAGUAGAAGCGCUUACAUGCAUGUUUUCUGCUUGCUGCGUUCAAUCCAGUCUGUAUGUAGACGUUUUUGCUACCCGGUGAAGAAAUUUUUAAAAAAUUUAAUCAACAAGAAGAGCCAAAUCACAAAUUGCUAGGAUUACUCACCUUCAUUUCUUCAUUAAAUUAUAUAAUAUUUUACUUGUAUAAGUAAUCAUGUCUUUAUUUUAGUGGGUUUAUUAUAAGCAGCCAGUUCUAUAAAAUCAUGUUUUUGUUUUUUAAAUAAGUAAUUUUACUUAAUUAAAAUUGUCAAUAAAUUAAGAAAAUUGAUUUUUUUUAAAUUUAUUUAAAAGUACGUAAGCAUGCAUCCAGAGCACAUGAACUUCUACAACACCCAGAUGUACAAAACACUCCCGCCUCUGUAAUAAACACAGAUGUUAGUCCCGUCCGAAUCAGUACAUGGAAUCACAGACGUCAGGUGAUUGAGAAUUGUAACUCAAACUACGUUUAGAAAACUAUUCCCGUCUGAAAAGUGCUUAAGAUUAGAGUUUAUCAGGGACAACUUUUGCAUCUCCUUAUCUGUGCAUUUACUUGAGCUGCUUUUGAAUUAUCUGUAAAUAUAGAUAAAAUACAGUUAAUGGCAUUGUGUCUCAGUACCAUCUUGACAACCUAUUAGAAGUUCAGCUGAUAUAUUAGUGCUUCCUAAAAGGAAUAACAUGUCUCUUUCUUCCAGGAUGAAACUGUCUACCAGGCACAGAGUAAAUGCUUUUUAAGCAAAUAAAUCUAUUUAGCCGUUUAAUUCUGAUUGGUCACCCGAAAGGGGUGGUUUACUGACCAGCUUCAAGGUUCAAAAUGCAAAUAAUUGGAUUUCCAGGUUCUAACUAGAAAUAGAUAUGUAUAAUUAUUUGUAUUGCAUGUCUAAUCAAAGCUUUUUCAUGUUGAAAGGAUACUUUGUUUCUAUAUGUAAAAAAUCUUCCUUGGUCUGGAGUCACCGUCACUCUAGUUCAUGCAUGUUAUUGAACAAACAUCAUUCCAACUCGUGAUCUGUAGAGAUGGAGUCCAGUUCUCUGCUUUAACAUACCUACCAGGGCUGGUGAAUAACUGAUAAGUGGUAUCAUGCGUUUGUGAACAGGGAAAUCAUUAAACUGUACUGUUAUGACCUCUGGUUUAUAUAAUAUUGCUUUUUUUUAAUUAAAACUUCCUGUGCUGAAUGUUCCAUGCUUGUUCCACAUUAUUAAAGAGUGUCUUCUCAAUAUGA
Molecule: messenger RNA, 4032 nt
Organism: Ictalurus punctatus (channel catfish)
Lineage: Eukaryota; Metazoa; Chordata; Actinopteri; Siluriformes; Ictaluridae
Gene: tefa
Product: TEF transcription factor, PAR bZIP family member a
Exons: 4
Coding region: 269-1201 (310 amino acids)
Biological process (GO): regulation of transcription by RNA polymerase II
Cellular component (GO): nucleus
Molecular function (GO): DNA-binding transcription factor activity, RNA polymerase II-specific; RNA polymerase II cis-regulatory region sequence-specific DNA binding
Source: RefSeq, a predicted model, not a curated record